Messenger RNA from Cynara cardunculus var. scolymus (artichoke), 873 nucleotides. RefSeq lists its product as uncharacterized. The record is from RefSeq and is a predicted model, not a curated record. NCBI's taxonomy places the organism in Eukaryota, Viridiplantae, Streptophyta, Magnoliopsida, Asterales, Asteraceae. The transcript has a single exon. Bases 1 to 873 code for a protein of 290 amino acids.
AUGCCACAAGUUGAUUUGGAGUCGCUUGCUUUGGUAUGCGGCGUCGGCGGCAGUGACCGGAAAAUAGCCUGUGAGACUCUCGCCGAUGACCCAGGGGAUCCUGACAUUCCGGAAAGCGCCCUAGUCGAUUGCCCUCCCGAUUGCCCUCCGGAAUCCUUCUGGCUAUCAAAAGACUCUGAAUACGACUGGUUUGAUCGCAAUGCUUUCUUAGAUCGGAAGGAAUCGAUCAAAGGAAACUCUAAUUCGAUGAAUUUGAAUCUGAAUAUAAAUCAGGUCCACUCCAACGCAAACUUUAGCUCGGUCCAGUUUUCUGCGUUUUUUAAAUCGAAAGCUCCUAUUAUCAGUUUACCAAAGGCGCAGAAGACGAUUUAUGUCGAUUCAAAGCGCAGGAACUGCAAACUUGCGAACUUAUGGUUGUUUCCUAAGAGAUCGGAUUCCCUAGGGAAAGAGCCGACGGUGGCUCCGAUGGCAGAGCCGUCUUCGCCGAAGGUUUCCUGUCUCGGUAGAGUUAGAUCGAAGAGGUGUCGAAGCCGUAGGAAGUCGAAUGGACCGUCUAGUGAACUGGAAAAACCUGUAAUUCCACAUGACAAAAUCGGUCAAGUACAGAGAAGCGGGUUUAUAUCUCGUGUAAAGUCAUUAUUCCGAUCUGGUUGUAACGGCCGUAAAACUACCAACCAACCAUCGCUUAAAAUCAACCAAUCGUCGGACCGUUCAGCUCCGAGAAUAAACGUCACUUGUAACCCACUUGACGAUGAACACGGAACACCAGCAGAUCCGCCUGCUUUAGGAGGAGUGACUCGGUUCUCGUCCGGCCGAAGAUCGGAGACCUGGGGUCAGUGCGACCAAGAUGUUUACUUGACCGAUCGUAGCUAA